Messenger RNA from Xenopus laevis (African clawed frog), 2791 nucleotides. RefSeq names its product SIN3-HDAC complex associated factor S homeolog (gene sinhcaf.S). The transcript has 6 exons. Lineage: Eukaryota; Metazoa; Chordata; Amphibia; Anura; Pipidae. Gene Ontology annotation, biological process: negative regulation of cell migration. The record is from RefSeq and is a predicted model, not a curated record. Bases 188 to 835 code for a protein of 215 amino acids. Gene Ontology annotation, cellular component: Sin3-type complex.
AAGGUGACGUCAGAGCGCCCAUGCAAAUGAGGUUGAUUGAAAGAACAAGAGCGUGGGAAUGGCGCAUGCGCAGUACGGCUGUGAGUUUGGAGAAGCUGUAAGUGCGGUCUGUUACCCUGUGGUAGUGCCAAGUGUUUGAGACGCGGGAUCCGAGGUGCCUGCGCUAUUCCCUAUACAGUAAGAGAAGAUGAUCGGGUUUUACAAGCCGAAGACUUACCGGAGCCCGAGGGGCUGUUGUAUCUGCAAAACCAAAUCCUCCAGCUCCCGAUUCACUGACAGCCGGCGAUACGAGGGCGACUUUCCGAGCUGUUUUGGGAUUCGGGAAAGCCGCUCAGGGGAUAUCUGUAAUGCCUGUGUCCUGCUGGUGAAAAGAUGGAAGAAACUUCCCACUGGGACCAAAAAGAACUGGAAUCAUGUUGUGGAUGCCAGGGGAGGGCCCAACCUUAAAGCAAUGAGGAUACGUCCCAAAAAGAUCCGACCCUUUGCCUCGCGGAGACUUCAAAACAAGUCGGGGGCGGAGCUGAAGAGCGGUCUAUAUACUGGAGCCCACAGCAGUGCAUCUAGUGGCUCCCCAGAGCAUUCCUCGUCGUGCAGCAAUCACUCCGAUACUGACACCGACACUGAACUCGGGUCUGCACCCAGCACCGACUCCGCCUUCUCUUUCCUAGACCCCACCUACUGGAAAAGGCAGAAGGUUUGCUGUGGGAUUAUUUAUGAAGGUCGCUAUGGGGAGUUGCUCAUAGACACCCGGCAGUUCAAGCCCUGCUGCACCUCUAAGAAGCCACAGACCCAACAAACCGAGCCGGUCGACUCCCAGCAACUUAGACCAACAUAAAGGAGAAUUUGUAUUGUUGGGGGGGGGGCUCAGGCUUUGGCCCAUCUGCCAAAGAACUUGCUGCAAUUUACUUUUUUUUUUUAAAAAACAAAAACCUUCCCCCCCCCUGUUGAUGCCAUUUUUUUACUGUAUGUAAAUAUAUAAUAUUUUUAAUGUAUUGUGACUCCCGGCCUAUGCUCUUGCCCUCCUCCCCUCCCCCCCGCUCCAAAGGGCUGCAAGACUUUGUGCAUGGUAGGGGGAUAGGUUUUUUUUUUUUCUUCCUUAUAUUAUAGAUGAGGGGACUCGUGUAUAUAACUAUUUGCCAGUAUUUUUAUAUUGUAUUUGUAUAAUACCACUAUUUUUAUUUGCAAAUGAUGUCUAUGCAUUUGUAGGCAGUAUUUUUGUGCCUGUAAAUAUGAGAUUUCCCUUGUACCCCAAUUCCUUCAUCCCUGUUCAUUAACUAUGCAAUAACCCAGCCGCCAGCAGGGGGCAGAAGAGAGUGUGAGGGUUUUAGCUAUUGGGGAACUACUGUGAUUAAUUCCUUCCUCCCAUCAAAUACUGUUAAGGGCAGAGACACACGCUGCUAUUUCGGGGUAAUAGUCGCCCAGCAGAAAAUUGCUUCUUCGUGCGACUAAUCUCCCCAAACUGAGAGAAGAAGAGAUUUGUCGCUGGCAGGAAGGCGGUUUGGGGAGAUUGGUCGCCCAAAUAAGAAGAAUCGUUUUGACUAAUCUCCCGAAAUAGCAGCGUGUCUCUGCCCUAAAGGGGUUGUGGCGUUUUAAGGGGGAAGUUCAUCCAUAACUUGAUGAUGUAGAGAGUGAUAUUCGGAGCCAAUUUGCAAUUCGUUUUUUUUUUUUGGAUUUGCGGUUAUUUAAUUGUUCGGCUUUUUGUUCCACCGCUCUCGAGUUUGCAAUUUUACCUGUGAUGUGGUUGCUAGGGUCCAAUUUAACCUAGCAAUGGUUUGGAAGAGAGACAGGAAUAUAAAAAGUAGGGAUGCACCGAAUCCAGGAUUCAGUGAGGGAUUCGACCUUUUUCAGCAGGAUUCGGCUGAAUCCUUCUGCCCAACUGUACUGAUUCUAAUUUGCAUAUGCUAAUUAGGGCCGGAUAGGUAAAUCGCAUGACUUUUUGUCACAAAACAAGUAAGUAAGAAUUGUUUCCCCCUUCCCACCCCUAAUUUGAAUAUGCAAAUUAGUAUUUGGUUCGGUUCUUUCGCAGAGGAUUCAGGGGAUUUGCUCAAAUCCAAAAUAGUGAAUUCGGUGCAUCCCCAAUAAAGAGUAAAAAUAAAGUUGUAUCCUCAUGGAGCAAUAGGCUUUUUUUUUUGUUUUGUUUUGGCUCCUUCCAUUUGAAAGCUGGGAAGACGAAUGCAAAUAGUUUAAAAAAGAAAAAAUUGAAGACCAAUUGAAAAGCUGCUAAGAAUAAUUGGUUCUUUAACAUGAGACAAAUUGCUCUUUAAUUGUUUUUUUUUUUUUUUUUUUUUUUUUUUGAGGCUGCCAACCGGUAUUUGGUUGCUAGGGUACAGUAAACCAUAACAACCAGCCCAUUGUGUCAAUGAGACACUGGGAGAUGAAUUAGAACAAUGAUAAUUAAGGCUCACAACAUCUGCUGGGGUCAGUGACCCCUUCCCAGGACAUUCUAACACAUUCUCCUCCCCCUUUAUCAUUUGGAAAAAGAUAAAGGGGGAGGAAUAUUUGUAAUUUAGACUUUAUUCUGUGACCCUCAAUCUCGCUUGCUCUCUCUCUCUCUAUUACAGCCGGACUCGGGUUGUACAGUCUAUUCAGGCAGCUAAAGAGACUUCUGGAUACUGGAAGUCUGGGAAUUUUAGGGGUGGGGGGUGUUUGGGGGGACCUCCCCCCUGAAUCUGUUGAUCUCCGUGUGAGAUUUGUGACGCUCAUGUCUGUACUUGGAUUUUUUAUAAAGAAGAUUUUGUAACUUUUAUAUAAGGAAUAUUAUUCUUUCUGCAAUAAACUUUAUAUACUUGUA